AUGAGCAAAGAUGACGACGGCCCAGAAAGCAGAGGGUCGAUAUCAAGGCCGUACGAUUGGCUGAACAACUUCCAGCGCGAUCUCAUGGCCGGGGCGGUGAUGGGCGGGGUUGUGCACACCAUCGUGGCCCCAAUCGAGAGAGCCAAGCUCUUGUUGCAGACCCAAGAGAGCAACUUGGCCAUUCUUGGGGGUGGACGUACGAGAUUCAAGGGCAUGGUCGAUUGUAUCGUCCGUACGGUUCGAGAAGAAGGCAUUCUCUCUCUUUGGAGAGGCAAUGGCAGCAGUGUUCUUCGCUACUACCCUUCCGUCGCUCUCAAUUUUUCCCUCAAGGAUCUUUAUAGAAAUGUGUUAAGAAGUGGACACUCUCACGAUGGUCAUUUUUUGUCUGGUCCAUCUGCUAACUUCAUUGCUGGAGCUGCUGCUGGCUGUACAACAUUGAUUAUAAUAUACCCACUUGAUAUUUCACAUACCCGCCUGGCUGCUGACAUUGGAAGAACUGAAGUCCGACAAUUUCGAGGCAUCUACCAUUUCUUGUCUACCAUUCUCCAAAAGGAUGGGAUUCGGGGGGUAUACAGAGGGCUUCCAGCCUCUUUACAGGGGAUGGUCAUCCACCGUGGCCUUUACUUUGGAGGCUUUGAUACGAUAAAAGAGAUUUUGUCAGAAAAGUCUGAACUUGAGUUGCCAUUGUGGAAGCGUUGGGCGGUGGCUCAGGCAGUCACAACCUCUGCUGGGUUGUUGUCAUAUCCACUGGAUACAGUUCGGAGGCGGAUGAUGAUGCAGUCUGGCUUGGAACAGAGGAUGUACAAUAACACAUUGGACUGCUGGAGGAAGAUAUAUAGAACAGAAGGGGUGACUUCAUUUUAUCGCGGGGCAGUUUCAAACAUGUUUCGGAGUACGGGUGCUGCUGCCAUUUUGGUUUUGUACGACGAGGUCAAGAAGUUCAUGAAUUGGGGUGGAUUAUAG
Messenger RNA from Prunus armeniaca (apricot), 963 nucleotides. NCBI's taxonomy places the organism in Eukaryota, Viridiplantae, Streptophyta, Magnoliopsida, Rosales, Rosaceae. The record is from the annotation of a GenBank genome assembly.